Tetrahymena thermophila SB210 is the source of this 819-nucleotide messenger RNA. RefSeq lists its product as hypothetical. The transcript is spliced from 10 exons. NCBI's taxonomy places the organism in Eukaryota, Ciliophora, Oligohymenophorea, Hymenostomatida, Tetrahymenidae. The record is from RefSeq and is a predicted model, not a curated record. Gene Ontology annotation, biological process: nucleocytoplasmic transport; activation of GTPase activity. Gene Ontology annotation, cellular component: perinuclear region of cytoplasm; cytosol; nucleus. Gene Ontology annotation, molecular function: GTPase activator activity; small GTPase binding.
AUGAAAAACUGUAACAAUAAAAUUGGUGAUGAAGGUGCAUAAAGCUUAAGUUCUGCUUUAGCAAAUUGCAUUAAUCUCUCAAAGUUGAAACUUUACCUUCAUGACAAUUAAAUUGGUAAUGAAGGUGCAUCAGGCUUAGGUUCUGCUUUAGCAAAUUGCAUUAAUCUCUCAAAUUUGACACUUGACCUUUGUGACAAUUAAAUAGGUGAUGAAGGUGCAUCAGGCUUAUUUUCUGCUUUAGCAAAUUGCAUUAAUCUCUCAAAUUUGACACUUAACCUUUAUAACAAUAAAAUUGGUGAUGAAGGUGCAUAAAGCUUAAGUUCUGCUUUAGCAAAUUGCAUUAAUCUCUCAAAUUUGACACUUGACCUUCGUAACAAUUAAAUAGGUGAUGAAGGUGCAUCAGGCUUAGGUUCUGCUUUAGCUAAUCGCAUUAAUCUCUCAAAUUUGAAACUUUACCUUAGUGAAAAUUAAAUUGGUGAUGAAGGUGCGUCAGGCUUAGGUUCUGGUUUAGCAAAUUGCAUUAAUCUCUCAAAUUUGACACUUAACCUUUAUGACAAUUAAAUUGGUAAUGAAGGUGCAUCAGGCUUAUGUUCUGCUUUAGCAAAUUGCAUUAAUCUCUCAAAUUUGAGACUUGACCUUCGUUUCAAUGAAAUUGGUGAUGAAGGUGCAUCAGGCUUAGGUUCUGCUUUAGCAAAUUGUAUUAAUCUCUCAAAUUUGACACUUUACCUUAGUUAAAACUCAAUGAAUGGAUCAUAAAAAUUCAAAGUAAUAAGCAAGUGUCGUAAAUCAAAAAGAUUAGUUGUCUUUAAUUACUAUUGA